UGUACUCAUCAUGUACACAAAGACCAAGAAAAACAAUGGAAUUAUAUGUUUUUUUUUUUUUUUCUUUUCCCUUUUUGGACCAAAUAAGCUGAUAAAAAGUAAAAAAAUGGCUUAUCUUUAUCAAACACUAAAGAGAGGGGCCACCUAUGACAAUUCACCACCAUAACUAGGCAGCUUGGUAACUGGUAAGAGGUGGGAGUAUCAAUAUUUAGCUGACCAAAAAAUGAUAAUUCCACCAAAAGAAUAUGGAUCUCAUGUCAACAGAAUAAAUCUGGGGUUUUGAGAAGAAGGAAAAAAAUAGAGCUGCCAUUCAGUACAUCGGAACUGCAAGAAGAUUAAGCAUAUACGUCAUCUCCAAAACUACAGGAAAUUAUUGCAGUGCUAACUAGUCUUUCUGGAGGAGGCAAGCUAUAACACCGACAAACAACUUCAGUUGGGUUCUACAUGUCUUCUUCAUCGGCAGAUAAUUUGGCAGAAAGGGAGAUGCCAAACUCAAGCAGUUUCUCCUCCACAAACUCCAAAGGCAUUGCUGCCAUUGUUGGAGUAGGACCGAAACUUGGAAGAUCCAUUGCCCGAAAGUUUGCUCAUGAAGGCUACACAGUUGCCAUCCUCUCCAGGGAUUUAGGGAGGCUAUCGAGAAUUGCAGAAGAGAUAGCAAGGGAAGAGAAAGCUCAAGUCUUUGCAAUAAGAAUUGACUGCUCGGAUACAAGAAGCAUUAGUGAAGCUUUUGAAGGGGUUCUCUCUCUUGGAUACGUUGAAGUGUUGGUCUACAAUGCUGCAUACCAACCCCUUCCUUUGCAUCCAGCCAAUUUCACUGAAAUUCCAGUCAAUUCUUUUGAAAAAUCCCUCGCAGUUUCAUCUGUUGGUGCCUUCCAUUGUGCUCAGCAGAUUCUUCCGGGUAUGGUGGAGAGAGGAAGAGGGACAAUACUCUUCACAGGAUGUUCAGCUUCUCUCAAUGGCAUGUCUGGCUUCUCAGAAUUAUGUUGUGGGAAAUUUGCGUUAAGAGGAUUAUCACAAUGUCUGGCAAGGGAAUUUCAGUCACUGGGAAUACAUGUUGCUCAUGUUAUUAUUGAUGGCUUGGUCGGAGCACCAAGGGUACCAAGUAUAUUGCAGAGAACAAAUGUAGGGGAGCAACAAAGUGGAGUAGGAGUGGCAGCAGACGGCUUGAUGGACCCCGAUGCUCUAGCUCAAACCUAUUGGCACUUGCAUCUACAAGAUCGUUCAGCUUGGACACAAGAGAUUGACCUUCGUCCCUCAACUACAUUUAGGUUCUUCUAGCACCAAACCAGUCCUUGCACCAGUCAUGCAGCUAGUAUGUUCUACCCAAUUUUUACGUCCAUACAGUGUUUACUUUUUCGCCACAAGGGAUAGACGGAGUCUCAGGUAUUUGAUCCAGCAAAAGGGGAAACUAGGACUUUUUUGUCAUCAAUUAAUUAGUCAUCUGGCAACCAUUAAGGUUCAAAUCAUAGUUUGGCAUUGUGUUGAUUUGGGGAAGCUAAACAAAAAGGAGUAAUAUCUAAAAUCUGCAUAAUGCCAAAUCUUGAGUUGAAACCAUGGUGACAAACGUGGAUGGAUAAGAAAUGCUUUGAUUAAUAUUUAUAUCUUUAAACUGUAUGUAUAUGUUUUAGCUCUCUUCUUUGGUGGAAGAUUUUGUAUGCAUGUCCAAUAUGCACAAUUAAUUAUAGUUUCUACAUGUUGAUAUGUGAACAUUUUUCUUGAUUAUAUAUCCAAGUGGUGUAACCUAGUUUCCUAGU
This is a messenger RNA of Chenopodium quinoa (quinoa), 1754 nucleotides long. RefSeq names its product 3-oxoacyl-[acyl-carrier-protein] reductase FabG-like. The record is from RefSeq and is a predicted model, not a curated record. The coding region runs from base 445 to 1278 and encodes 277 amino acids. The transcript has 6 exons. NCBI's taxonomy places the organism in Eukaryota, Viridiplantae, Streptophyta, Magnoliopsida, Caryophyllales, Amaranthaceae.